This is a messenger RNA of Capsicum annuum, 1814 nucleotides long. RefSeq names its product protein TWIN LOV 1. Lineage: Eukaryota; Viridiplantae; Streptophyta; Magnoliopsida; Solanales; Solanaceae. The record is from RefSeq and is a predicted model, not a curated record. The coding region runs from base 378 to 1490 and encodes 370 amino acids. Gene Ontology annotation, cellular component: nucleus. The transcript is spliced from 7 exons.
GUCAAAAGACACAGGUCAUUUAUUACAAAUUUUAGUUUGUGUUGAAUAACUCUUAUCAAAAUAAGGCGUCUUUUAUUUAGUUGCAAGUUCUUUCAAGUGUUCUUCAUGUUUCUUGUUGUAUUUCAAUUGAUUGAAAUUUUAGAUUAACAAUUUCAGGACAUAUUGCUGACAUUGCCACAUGGAAUAAAGAUAGUCUGUUUUGAGAUAGUCGGAGGUGGAUCAGAAUUUUAAGUUAUGAGUUCUUUUUAGUUUAUUGGGUUCUAGAUAAGUCAUUUAUAUAUAUUAACUGAAUUUCCUAAUAUAUAUAUAGAGCUCUGGCUGAAGCUACUGAAUUGUGUCGAACACGUAACAUACUUAAGGAAUCACAAAGGGGUACUAUGAUUGAACGCUCAUUUGAUUGUUACUCAGCAGAAUCUCUUGAUCAAUUGCCUGGUUGUUUCACUAUUACUGAUCCUUACAUUUCUGGUAACCCCAUUGUGUAUGCUUCGCGGGGUUUCUUUGAAAUGUUUGGAUAUUCGAAAUAUGAGGUAAUUGGGAGGAAUGGGAGAAUAUUUCAGGGUCCUAAGACUAAUCGAAGAUCGGUUUUGGAGGUCGGUGAGGCGAUUCGAGAGGAGAGGGAUAUACAAAUCAGUUUGUUGAAUUAUAGGAAAGACGGGACGUCAUUUUGGAUGUUGUUUCAUAUGUGUCCUGUUUUCGACGAGAAGGAUGGGAGACUGAUUCAUUUAUUGGGAGUUCAAGUUCCAAUUUUGAGGAGGCCAAAGCCAUCUAGAGUUGAACUAAAUUUAUGCCAAGAUGGAGCUGGCUGUCGAGAGUCUAUGCUUAGGUGUUAUGGAAGGGAAGUCUACUCCAUGCGCAUGGAACGGGAGCUUCCUGUCACGUUGGGUUCAAGAUUGGAAUUCACAGGGGUAGAUGUAGAGGGGCCUUGUGUUAAAAGUGAUCUUGAGAAGAGAAAAGCCACUGCUGUUGUAAACAACAUACUGAAUGUGCUGAGACACAACAGUGAAUCAACAGGCAGACUGGUCGAUGUCUUUCCAUCUGGGAAGGGUCUGCUCGGACCAUCCUUAAGUAUAUCUCUUGGUAGAAUCAAACAAAGCUUUAUAUUAACUGAUGCCAACUUACCUGACAUGCCAAUUGUCUUUGCAAGUGAUACCUCUCUUAAAUUAACAGGCUUUUCCAAAGAUGAAGUUUUGGGCUAUAACUGUAGAUCUUUAAGCGUGAUAAAUACAGAUUCAAGCUCACAAUUUUGGAGGAAAGAAUGCAUCCAGAAUGAACAACCACGUACACUACACAUGUAUUACAGAAAAGAUGGAACCUCAUUUUGGCUUCACAUUUCACCUGUUCGGAAUGCAUCAGGAAAGGUUGCAUACUAUGUCACUGUUGAGGGUGAAGAUAAUAGCCGGAGUAAGGAGAAAGAGGGGUUAAGGCAGCGUGUUGUUGCUGCUGUAAAAGUUGCUGUGAGAGGCUUGUCGAUGGGUAUGAGAGCAUGCUAGUUCUUGUACAAACUGAGUCAGACUUCUCCUGUGCGAUUCACCAUGAGAAGUCUAUCCAUAAGUUACUAUCUCGCAGUUCUCUACCACCAGAUGAAAUGGAUACAAUAUCUAUGAAAAAGGUAAAUAGUCUUUAGUGUAUGUCUAGAUCAGGAUGUCGGCAUCAGACAUAACAUGUGUAUUGUGAGUGAAAGGGUUGUUAUCAUGUGUAUCGUGAGUGAAAGGGUUGUUAACAUGUGUAUCGUCAGUGAAAGUGUUGUCAAGCAGAAUAUUAUGAAUUUGUUAGUCCUUUUGUCAAAGUCGGUUUUUAUAUGUUUGCAUCUUAAA